Paracoccidioides lutzii Pb01 is the source of this 366-nucleotide messenger RNA. RefSeq lists its product as hypothetical. The record is from RefSeq and is a predicted model, not a curated record. The transcript is spliced from 2 exons. Bases 1 to 366 code for a protein of 121 amino acids.
AUGGAAGAAUCAAAGGCGAAUCAGUUCAACACUAAAACCCCAAGGCUAAUGCGUCAAUAUUCCCCAAGUCUUCCAGCGUCACAGGUUGAACCGUUUGUUUUCAAGAUCAUGGUCCGUCGUUUGUUUUGGGGGUUUGGGUUUGAGAGCCGCGAAAUCAUAUGCAAACGCCAAGGAAUCUGGUCAACCAUUGCAAUUGGAGUGCUCAACCUCGAAGAUAUCUUCAAACAAGCGGAAGGAGUAAGAGAACUUUGCCAACAUGGAACAGCGAACUCGAUCCAAAUCCUUAUCAUCCGGCAUAGAAUAUCUAGUCAGGAACCGGAUCUUAACUGGCUGGGAGGAUCACCCAGCUACCAAAGUUCGUCUUAG